Alosa sapidissima (American shad) is the source of this 1937-nucleotide messenger RNA. It is a transcript of the gene marveld3, whose product is annotated as MARVEL domain containing 3. The coding region runs from base 355 to 1317 and encodes 320 amino acids. Gene Ontology annotation, cellular component: membrane. The transcript has 5 exons. The record is from RefSeq and is a predicted model, not a curated record. NCBI's taxonomy places the organism in Eukaryota, Metazoa, Chordata, Actinopteri, Clupeiformes, Clupeidae.
UGCUAACGUUGGUUGACAAGGAUGGUUUUAGCUAACAUGCUAACAGUUACCAUGUCACACGAACAUUAGACAUUCAAUGCGUUAUCCUUAUGUUGUGGGGGGAAGCGUUACCUCCACUACUGAAUGACGAGUACAGCUCUACUUAAACAUGUGCAGACAACUGAGGAUACAGCCUUCUAGUUGCUACUAUCCCAAGAAAAGAAGAAAAACAUCAAAAUCCUACACCUGUAGCCUGCUACUUCGCAGUGGCGAUAAAAGGCGACAGCCAUGACGCGAAUGGGGCGGUCUUAAAUUGAAACUGGAUAGGUUGCCCAUAAUUUGAAGUUUGCCAAGUAGCCUACCACAUUUGCCACAAUGCCAGAGCCGGACAGGCACCACCGACGGGAUGAUCACCGCCAUAAAAGCAGAGAACGAGAACAGUCUCACUACACAAGAGAUGAUGAGAGAGAAACGGAGAACUAUUAUGAGAAGAGAAACAGGACCGGAGAAGAGAGGAACUACAGCAAUGAUAAGAGUAACACAAAGCGUAAUUAUCCCGAGAAAGACAGAGGUGCAUACACUCACCCAGACAGGCAUAAUUAUGACUCUCAUCAUGACCAAGGCCAUCAUAGACAGUACUUGGAAAGUCCUGUGUCUUCUUACAACCAGUAUGACCCACAACACCGAGAAGCACUUCACAAUAUCAGAUAUUUGGGCACAGGAAGAGGAAUUUGCCAGGCAAUGGAGGUAUUUCUCAACAUGUUGAUCAUUAUAUGUGCUGGAGUUUCUCACAGUACAAAGGGGGAGUACCGUGAUAUUGCCAGCCUUGGUGGUUUGUAUGAAUACCACUAUGGAGGUGCCAGCGCUUUCACCGGAGCAGAGGCAGAGCGAGUGAAACAACUUGACCGACAGUUCUAUCAGCUCAAGCUGCCCCCUUACAUCUUCAGCAUGGCAUGUGGAGGGGCAUUGAUGGUUUAUGCUCUCCUCAUGCUGGCCCUGGGUAUCUUCCGUGUGCCAUACCGCUGGCCAUUGACAUUACUGGUAGAGGCCAUACUGAAUGGCCUGAUUGGCUUGGGCUACAUCCCUGCAGUGGCGUUCUACUUCAUUAAACUUCAGGAGACUUACAACCACCCCAUUUGCAAGGAGAGGGAGGAAAUGUAUAAGAGCAAAGGUCACAGAGGAUUUGAGUGCUCACUCCAUGGGGCAGAUGUUGCAGGAGGUCUGUUUGGGGUGAUGGGGGUCAUUCUUUUCCCCCUUGGUGCAGUGCUGGCUAUCAGGGCUUUCAGGGCAGUCAGAGAGCGCAAGAAGCAGCAGGAGCUGGAGAACAAUCAUUUGUAAAAAGGGUCUUCUCCAGUUUUUUUGUUUGGGCUAUAGGUAUUUUGGGGUUCAGCACGGUCUGAGAACAAAUUUCCACUCACACAAGAGAGAUAGGGUUAUUACUGUUAUUUGAUAUCAGAAAUUUAGCCUACAGAAAGCACACAUUAGGUACAGAACUCUCCACUGGUUGGAAUUGAAAUUCCAUAUCUGUGCACUAUACAGUACAGAAUACACUACUUGCGCUUAAAAUCUGAAUAGCUUGUUUUUUACUGCUGAAACAGAAGGGAAACAGAAACUAGCACACAUAAAUCUCAUUACCAUUUGUAACUUUUGGCUGGACACUUUAACACUAUGUUUACUUGCAGAUUGCUGUCUAUAGUUACAUAAUAACUAUACAUAAUUUUAAAAUAUGUAGUUUUAUGUAGCUGUAUUGUUUUUUUGUCUUUGCUUUUAUCUAAAGACUAACGAUUAUAGGUCAUUUGUAUUAGUUGUCAGUGUGUCAAAGCUAAUAGGCCAUUUAUAUUGGUGUCAAUAUCUUUUGAGCAUUUUUAGAUUGACUUAUUUUUAUGGUAUUUACAUGUCUAUUCUUUUUAAAAUGUAUAUACAUUCCAUUUCCCACUUAAUAAAUACUCAUUUCUGGA